UUUGGCUGUUUUCUCCUGGAUUAGAUGCAGAUCAUGGAGCAGUCAGAGAGUGACCUUGAGAAGGGCUUUGCCAGUGGAAACACGGGAAGCUCCAGCAGCCCUGCAUCCACUGAACCGCAAACACAAAUGGAUGUCUACAAAGCCUGUAUAUAUAGACAUCCCCUCUUCCCUCUCUUGGCUCUGCUGUUUGAGAAGUGUGAGCAGUCUACUCAGGGCUCUGACUGCGUAACCUCUGCCAGUUUUGAUGUUGACAUUGAAAACUUUGUACGCAGUCAGGAGAAAGAUGGCAAAGCCUUCUUUAGCGAAGACCCAGACCUUGACAACUUGAUGGUCAAGGCCAUCCAGGUGCUGAGGAUUCAUCUAUUAGAGCUAGAGAAAGUCAGUGACCUGUGCAAGGACUUCUGCAGCCGUUACAUUUCCUGCCUCAAGACUAAGAUGAACAGUGAGACACUACUGAGUGGAGAGCCAGGCAGCCCAUACUCUCCACCCACUGAGGAAGAGAAAAAGCAACUUGCAAUUCAAACAAACCUGACUUUACUCCAAGUCAACAACUGGUUUAUUAAUGCUCGAAGACGGAUCUUGCAGCCAAUGCUAGAUGCCAGCUCCACAGAGAUGUCUAAAACCAAGAAGAAGACUCUUGCUCAGAGCCGCCCGCUACACCGCUUCUGGUCUGACUCCAUCGCCUCAUCUGGAACCCAGCAGCAACUCACAAUGCCAGACGGUAGUAUGGUUACAGUGGGGAUGAACGUCGAUGGCUUCCAGGCGCUUUCAUCAGAUGGAGCAACUCUCGCCAUGCAGCAAGUCAUGAUGGGAAAUCACAGCGAGGAUGAAUCAGAGGAAAGCGGCAAUGAAGACGACGCAGAUUUGUCAUCUGCUGACAUGACCGGGCUGGGUUUAGAUGUUAGCGACUAAGACACGGAUCGCAGGUCACACACUGCAUGCUUACAUUUACAUUGGAAAACUUGCACAUGACACUUGUGGCAAGAGAUCCAGUCCCCUCGUAGACUUUCAGCAAAGCUGAUACUUGUGCACUACAAAAAAAAUUAAGAGUACUGUAUGUUGGCUUAUGUAACACACAAACAGUUUACAGAGAGCACAACGUUACUGAAAGAUGCAGUGCGAGGAGUUGCAUUUCAGCACCUGCUUUUAUUGCAUAGACGUGCAGGUGUGUGCACUUUUAUAUAGAGACACUUCAAGAAGGUUGCAACAAUAGAACGCAGAGGAACGUUUUUAAGCUUCUGUAGUGAAUGUUUGUAAUGAUUGUUUUCUAUAUGAACUCAUUUGAAUGCCAAGAUUUUAAGAGUUUGUCGUCGUGCUGGUUUUAUUCACACUGCAUGUUCAUGUUCUCUUCAGUAUGCUCACGCUUGUAGAGAGGCUCCAAGACAGUUUGAGAAAAGAGAUUAUUAUUUUUAUAUGAACGUUGUAAAAA
Messenger RNA from Sinocyclocheilus grahami, 1429 nucleotides. RefSeq names its product homeobox protein PKNOX1-like. The record is from RefSeq and is a predicted model, not a curated record. Bases 25 to 912 code for a protein of 295 amino acids. Gene Ontology annotation, molecular function: DNA binding. Lineage: Eukaryota; Metazoa; Chordata; Actinopteri; Cypriniformes; Cyprinidae. The transcript has 6 exons. Gene Ontology annotation, biological process: regulation of DNA-templated transcription.